CAAUUGCUAAACAGCACGACGUCGGGUAGGUAUAUAAGGACAGAGCGGGUGAGUGCGUGUACUUCGAGACGACAGGUAUAAUUGGAAUCACAUCCCAGAAACAAAGCAUGGAGUUCUUGAAAGUCCUAGUGGUUUUGAUCGUAGUUUCGCACGGUUCCCUAUCAAACCCAGUGAGUACGGAGGGCGAACUACGCGACAUCGUCGGAAAACUAGAGAGACUCUCAGCAAGCUUAAGACGGUAUGUAGUUGGCGGUAGUAGGCCCGAGAAUUCUAUGAGCGAUGUGCCACUGAGCGGGUAUAUGUCAGAAUUCCCAAUCCCUGGUACCAGACCACUCGUGCCUUGGGGGCUCGAUAAUGAACUUGACCCCUCCUCUCCAACAUACAAAAUGUUCGGAAAGCUUCUGAAGCCAUACUUUAGCAGUUUCCCAAGAGGACUGUAUACAUCGGAGAUGCAGUUAACACCACGUAAUGUUGUUGCAAUGCUGAAUGCAUGGUAUAGCAACGAUGACCAAACGAUGACCAAAGAACAAACCUUCUUUAACGUUGCCAGAGAGCUCUUGGAUGCCCAUUUCCAGUGUGCAACGACAAGAAUCAACCAAAUAGUUUUCUAUGUUUUCAAGGAUCAAAUACGUGCAAUGGCCAAAGAUGACUGGAAAAUGAACACUAGCGUGGGGAAAGUUUUGGGGAAUUUGAUAACGGAUACUGCCGUUGUGGACAAAGUCGCCCAGAAAAUUGUGGCAGCGCAUAGAAAUGCCUACGGGGACAUUAUGGAGCACAUUGAAUAUUUCAAACUUAAUGAUAUCGUAGAAUUCCUUGCAAAAAUGAAAAUGUUCAUCGGGAAAGCUGAACAGGAUAAAUGGACACCAGUCGUGUUCCAUGAGAAACUGAAUCAACUUCUGACGGACUUUGAUUUUGUCUUCCAAUGUCCGACUGUGCAUGAUCUAUGGGAAUUCCACCAAACAAUUGUUAGCCGUUUUCAAGAUAGGUUAUCCGAAAUCAAACCAUUCGCUGAGACGGAGGCUUGGCUAAAGAAAGUCCUACCCACAUACAUGACUACAGACGCCACCCCCGCCAUUACUGCCAUCCUACAAAUGUACAAAGACUACGUCAAAUUGGCCAUAUUGCACUUCGAACAAGUGGAGAACCACGUGACCAGCGGAAAUACGGCCGACAUCACGAAUUUCAUGUCCCAAUUUCUCGCACCGCAUCAACUCCAGUAUUUGCAAUCCAUUUUUGAAUUCCUCAAUACUGGGACUACCCACAACAGCAUGGAAAUGGGACAAAUAGGGAACAAAAAUACCGAUAACGAACGUUCCAAGGGUAGAUGCACCGAAUUCAACGGGGAAUGUUGAUGACACAGACGCCUAGACCGUAUCAUGUACGGAGUAUCGACCUGUGAUAUCCAAACCGUGUGAAAAUGACAAUUCAUAACAAAUCAUUGACCCUUUGUAGUGCUUUCAAAAACUUCUAUGCUUUGAAAAAUAAAAUUUCCAUAAACCAAA
Molecule: messenger RNA, 1502 nt
Organism: Ostrea edulis (European flat oyster)
Lineage: Eukaryota; Metazoa; Mollusca; Bivalvia; Ostreida; Ostreidae
Exons: 7
Coding region: 108-1352 (414 amino acids)
Source: RefSeq, a predicted model, not a curated record